Molecule: messenger RNA, 5336 nt
Organism: Chelmon rostratus (copperband butterflyfish)
Lineage: Eukaryota; Metazoa; Chordata; Actinopteri; Chaetodontiformes; Chaetodontidae
Gene: abcb10
Product: ATP-binding cassette, sub-family B (MDR/TAP), member 10
Exons: 14
Coding region: 467-2629 (720 amino acids)
Biological process (GO): transmembrane transport
Cellular component (GO): membrane
Molecular function (GO): ATP binding; ATP hydrolysis activity; ABC-type oligopeptide transporter activity
Source: RefSeq, a predicted model, not a curated record
UCUUGUAUACAUGUGUGCCAAACCAGGGUCACCUUUCCUGUUUGUCGCCUUUAGACUCUUUUCAGGGAAAUUAGCUUCAUGUGUUAGAGCGGAGUUGGUGUUAGUCGGUCUUCGGCAGCUCGUGUCUCCACUUCACCCGUCUGCUAACCAAAUAUACAGCGACAGAUGACUGUGACAGGCAGGGUGUUGGUAGCUGCUCGGUGAUAAGAGAUAACUGGGUGAAGGCGGCUGUCACGCGCAGAUAAAACGGACAAUAACGGUCUAGAUUCGACAAUGAAGCGGGAACAGCUCGGCUAUGGAUACAGUCUGUUGACCUAACAGCUGGGGUACUAAAAUGCUUCUCUGAGUGGACUCAACAAGAAACACCUCGAUUCAAUCAACCACCGACGGGGGGGAAAAAAACUAUAUUUCUUCUACUUUUUGUCAAAUUUAUCUCGUAUCUUAUCAAGAGCUGACAGCCAGGACGAUGCGGCUUUUAAUUCGCAUGUCAAGAUGUACACAUGGUGGGCAUUUGCACAAACUCAAGCUAGCGCAGCCGAGGGUGUUAUGGCUGGAGCAGCGUCUGACCCUCUCAUCCGCCCUCCGGAGGAAGAGACAGUCGACCGGGAUCAAGUCGUCAGUCCACCCUGCCUUGUCCCUCUCCUCACCCAGGCCCUUCGUGUCUGUCCUGCCUUGCGGUCCCCUCAGGUGUCUCUCUGCACUGUGUUCACACUCACCGACAGGCCGCGCACGGACGCUCACACACACACCUGCUGCCUUUGCGAGCUCUUCAGCAGCCUCCACACCUACACCAGCCGGAUCAGUGAAGACCCAGACUGACGCGGAGAGAGGCCAAACGGUCCCCCUGGAGGAUGUUAAAAGGAUUUUGCAACUUGCUCACCCGGAGAGAUGGAGACUGGCAGCUGCUGUUGGCUUCCUAACCAUCUCCAGUGCUGUAACUAUGUCAGCUCCAUUCCUCCUGGGUAAAGUGAUCGACACCAUUUACACCACUGGAACAGACACAGAGACAAUGACGUCCUCCCUGACAUCGUUGUGUAUCGUGUUGACUGGAAUGUUCCUGUGUGGUGGGGCAGCCAAUGCUGCCAGAGUCUACCUCAUGCAGACCUCAGGCCAAAAGAUUGUCCGUAAUCUCCGUGCCUCUGUCUUCUCCUCUAUCCUCAGACAAGAAGUGGCAUUUUUUGACAGGAAUAGGACCGGCGAGCUCAUCAACCGCCUCUCUGCUGACACGACUGUGGUGGGCCGUUCCAUCACUGACAACCUGUCAGACGGGCUGAGAGCUGUCGCCCAGGCAGCAGCUGGUGUCAGUAUGAUGUUCUACGUGUCCCCCAGUCUUGCAAGCUUUGUGUUGCUGAUUGUUCCUCCUGUGGCUUGUCUUGCUGUAGUAUAUGGCAGAUACCUUCGCUCCAUCUCUAAACGCACACAGGACGCACUUGCACAAGCCACACAGUUGGCUGAGGAACGUAUCAGCAACAUGCGAACAGUGAGGGCUUUUGGUAAAGAGCUGUUAGAAGUCAACGCAUACAGACAGAUGACAGACCAGGUCUUCAGUCUGGCCAAGAUAGAGGCUUUACUACGAGCUGGCUUCUUUGGAGUGACUGGUCUCAGUGGUAACAUCAUGGUCCUGUCAGUACUAUACAAGGGAGGCCUUCUGAUGGCCAGCCAGCACAUGACUGUGGGAGAACUCUCAUCAUUCCUCUUGUACACCUUCUGGGUGGGCUUCAGUAUUGCAGGUCUGAGUUCAUUCUACUCUGAGCUAAUGAAGGGAUUUGGAGCAGGAGCCAGACUGUGGGAGCUGCUGGACAGAAAGCCCGAGUUUCCUCUAAAUGAAGGCCUAGUGCUUCCUCCAGACCAGCUGAAGGGUCAGCUGGAGUUCCGUGAUGUAUCCUUUGCCUACCCGACCCGUAAGGAUGCUUCUAUUUUCCAGAAUCUCAGUCUGCUGGUCCCAGCUGGUACCAUCAUGGCUGUGGUGGGACCCAGUGGGUCUGGAAAAUCAACCCUGGUCUCACUUCUGCUCAGGCUGUACGACACUGACGCCGGUGUCAUCACUAUAGACGGUCAUGACAUCAAAGAUCUGAAUCCCAAUUGGCUCAGGAGUCACACUGGGACUGUCAGCCAGGAGCCCGUGCUGUUUUCUUGCUCUAUAAGAGAUAAUAUUGCGUACGGUGCAGUGGACCCAGACGCUGUGACCACAGAGGACAUCUACAGGGCAGCCAAAGUGGCCAACGCCUAUAAUUUCAUCCAGGCUUUUCCUAAGGGCUUUGACACUGUAGUGGGGGAGAAAGGAGUGCUGUUGUCGGGUGGUCAGAAGCAAAGGAUAGCCAUCGCCAGGGCUCUACUUAAGAAUCCUAAAAUCCUGCUUUUAGAUGAGGCUACUAGUGCAUUGGAUGCUGAGAAUGAGUACCUGGUCCAGGAAGCCUUGGAGCGUCUGAUGGAGGGGAGGACAGUCGUGAUCAUCGCUCACCGUCUAUCCACCAUCCAGAAUGCAAACGCUGUCGCUGUGCUGGACCAGCAGCGUAUAGCCGAGUGUGGCCAGCACACAGAGCUGCUAGGCAACAGGCAAGGACUGUUCAGAAAACUGAUGGAGAAACAGGCCUUUCUGCAAGAAGAACAGAAACAGGCACUUCGCUGAGAGGAUAACGAAGAGGGAGAAAUUGUGAGGUGAGGUUAGUUGCUGGAAAAACCUGGCUUUGCUCCAGACUUGUAGCUGGGGGCAAAGGGGAAAAAAUGGUAUUGCCUGAAAUUGGUAGAGAUAAGAUAGAAGCUGAAGAGGAGCCUGGAAAGCUACUAGGAAAUGUGAUGGGAGUGUUGUUUCACUGCUGAAAGGAAACAGACAGGGUGAUCCACAGUGAGGGCAUAAGAACUGACACAUGGAUCAGAGUUCCUAGAGAUGCUUUAUUUUGAAAAUAUCAAUUUCACCACUGACAGAAGAGGACAGAGUAUGAGGCUGAGAGUGAAAAAGACACACGAAGCUCAUACACAACAUGUCAUUUAUUGAAUCACUGUAGCUACCAUAGGCUUGGGAAAAUUCUGUGUUAAAUAGUUCAUGCAUACAGGAGAAAUGUGACCGUAUGAAUCUGGCGUGACAGACCUCUUUCAUUCCCUGCUAUGGGAUACUAGUCUGUUCUCACUUCAUGAUUUUCAUAGCCAAACCAAAAAAAGUCCAGUAUGAUGUAUACAGAACAGCAAAAUAUGUACGUGUUUAUGAAUUUGUGUCUAUUUAUUAUUGAGUUUUUAAACUUGAAGCUUAACAUGAGAGCCUUUUUAUAGUGAUUUUAGAGUUUAAACAAGCCAAAUGAAGCAGCUAUUGUGUUGUCUACACUGUGUCGUGAAGCAGGUCUGUACACUGUUCUGACAUAUCUAAGGAAGGAUGUAGAGUAACAUAUGCACAUUUUUCAUGAAACAUAUUAGUGAUUGAAGUCACAGCUGAGGUGCUACACAUCGAAAAAAACAUGAUUUCACUUCGCCCUCUAGUUUUUCUUGCUUUGGAUUUAAUUGGCAACCCUGAAACUGCUUAAAUCUUCCAUCUUUGUGUCUAACAAAAUAAAAUGUGCACAGUUUUCUUGGGAAGGGUGAUUGAGGCGUGGCUGAUGUUCUGCUGCUGUCAGGUAUUAAGGGUACAGGAGACGUGUCAUGAUCACCCCUCAUUGUCUAAAACCCAUGAUUCCUUCAUCUUUUUAUCUUUAAAAUCUGGCAUAGUGCAAAUCAGUUUGUAAUCUAUCACUACUUUUGUUGUCUAUAAAUGGUGGAAAACAUGUGGGUGUGCAACAUUUUGGACUGUAUACUGUUUACAGCUGUGUCCGUCAGUCUGUGACAUGACUGUCCCCUCCAUGCUGUGUGCACUGGUAGGUGUUUACAUGAUAUGCAAUUGGCCCACAUUAAAUUCUAUAUAAACAGCUCUAAAAACUACGUAUAUGUUAGCCACAGAGCUGGGGAGCCCGCUAAAUAUUAUAGCUGGCUUGGAGGGCCUGACUAAGAGACUAAGCUGACUCUCCUCAGUAAAUAUUUGGAUGGUAAAUGUCAACUUCACUGCUCUGGGGGAGUCUAGACAUCGUUGUUAAGCCAGACAUGCAGAUGCCUUCAGCUUGAAUUCCACACAGCUGUAAAGGCAAAAUUGGUCAUGAGAAACGACUUAAGUCAUCAUCUUUAUUUGCAAAUACCUUCCCGAGUUUUGGAACAUUAGGACAAAAAUCCUUGUUUGCUCAGGUCUGUGUGGUGUAGCACACAGUUUUGACUGUGUGCUAGUUAAAGUGCAUUUCACAUCAUUUUACAACAAGGAAUCAUUUUAUUUAUGGUCAGACAGGCUUGAUGAACUACAGAUCAAACUGUGGUUGUAUGAUUUUUAUCAUGGUUCAGACAUUUGGCAGAUAUCUGAUGAGAAGCUCCGCGCAACAAGCAAGACUAAUGAACUGUACCGAAUAUACAUGUACAAAUAUAUGAUCACAUAUUCAACUUAGUCUCUAAUCUAUAAAGUCAAAAAUACAUUCCUAAAUUUCUGUUGAUCUAAAACAGAAGUCAGACAGUAUGGUGAAGUAGCGCUGUGUCACAUUAAUUGGAUCUAAUAAUUGCUUUUGACUGAAAUGACAAGCCUUCAAACUUGUGUGCUUUUCUCAGAGGUUUAUGCUAGAUUUUUUUAUUUGUAUUUUUCUUUUUUUUUUUAUGGGUUAGAAACUUGAAUUAAUGUGAAUGUGACUUUUCGUUUACGAUUUGAAGUCAGAGAUGCGUAGGGAUUCCUAAAACGGAAGAAUCUGUCUUAUAUUUAUACAUAUUUUAAUGAGGGGCAGUGUCAGGAUGAACUGAUACAACACUGAUUGCUGGUAAUUGGCCAUUUGAAUAGCCGACUAAUGUUGUCUAUGUACGAUAGUAAUCACAUUCUGCUUAUAUACAUGUUGGGGUUUUAUAUAUUUAUUACAUUGUGUAGACUGUAUGGCAGCAGUGUAUUGGCUCUGUUGUCUGUUUCAGUCAACAUAUUUUCUUGUUAUUUCACCCAAAAGGGAAGUGGUACUGGGCUCACUACAGAUUUAAUUUCUUUACAUCAUGUCAAAGUUACAUUUUACUUCAAAAUGAUGCUGCGAGCAUCGUCUCUGAACAGCACAUGUCCAGACUUGUGAUGUGUUUCCAUUGGAAGUCAGUUGGUAAUCUUACCAAACCCUGCCCAUUCAAAUGAAAUGUAUGUAAUAUAACAAAUCACAGAAGACUGCUGGGAGUUCUUUUUUAACUUGUAUGGUAUAAAUAAUAUGACCUAAAUGAUGUAUGAUAGAUUUUUAAUUAUUUUUGUGGUUGAUAAAUUAUUCUACUUCUAUAUAAACAUUAAUAAAGUGAAAUAUUCAUCGGUUUUA